AUGGUCUCCGUCACAAUUUUAGGGGCUGGAAUUACCGGCCUCACUAUAGCUAGCCAGUUGCCAAUCGAUCACAGAAUUACCAUAAUUGGAAAGCACUUGCCUGACGACCCUGUGGACUUUGAUUAUGCAAGUCUUUGGGCCGGUGCUUGUUGGGUCGGUGUUCCUGACUCGAGCUCUCAAGAUCAAAAGCUACAACUCGACGCUUAUUCUGGCCUUUACAGAACCGCUUCUGAGCAUCCUGACUCCGGGCUUAGGAUCUCGGAAGUGAAGGAGGUUAUUGAACAAGGAGUCCAUGCGUCUCCAGAUGCCAUCUGGUGGCAGAACAAAGUCCAAGGUUUUCGCUUUCUGAAGCCAGAUGAAUUGCCGGAACGCGCAGCGUGGGGUAUGGCGUAUUCCACCAUUAUUAUUUCUCCUCAGAUCUUUCUCAAGUGGCUCAAAACACGACUUACCGCAAGAGGAGUUCAGUUCAAGCGUAUGACCGUGCAAGAUCUACAUGAACUCAAACACCUGGGACAUGAUCUGCUCAUCAAUGCAUCGGGAGCAAGCACUAGGUUCUUGCCAAGCAUCUCUGAAAAGACACUUGUUCCUGUCCGGCUGCAAUCACUUGUCAUAGAAAAGGAGUGGGAUCAAGGUUUUAUAUAUCGAGGCAGUGGUGGAUAUUACUUCAACAUUUUUGGUCGACCAGACGGCACAUGUUAUGUUGGAGGCUUUAAAGAUUUUGGAGUUGAGGACCGAACAAUAUACGACGUUCAAAGACAAACGAUUUUGACCCGGGGUAGCCAAGUAUUAUCCCAGGUUUUUCUUUCUGACAACCUUGAGGAUUACAAGGUUCUAUACGACAUCGCUACAACUUAUCAUUACCGACCACAGGAAUGUGGUGGCACUCGGGUUGAGAAGGAACUUGUCGAUGGACAGAUGGUCAUACAUGCAUAUGGUCAAGAAGCUGGAGGUUUCUCGUACAGUUUUGGGGUUGCGAGAGCUGUAGCGGAGCUCGUUUCGGAUCAUGCAUUUGAGCUUCCAGUCCCUAGCCGUUUAUAA
This is a messenger RNA of Fusarium sp. VM40, 1038 nucleotides long. The record is from the annotation of a GenBank genome assembly. Lineage: Eukaryota; Fungi; Ascomycota; Sordariomycetes; Hypocreales; Nectriaceae.